GUUUUCAUAACAGCGUCUCCCUCCAGUAGGGCUGAGGCAUGGGCGGAGUUUGAUGAAACUAAAAUAAACACUGACACGCAGCAUCUUGAGAGUAUGUGCAGGCUCAGAAGGGUAGACUGCAAUAGCUAGGAAGUCUUAAGGACAGCUUAAAAUCUCCAGCAAGAUGAUCAAAUCCUUCAAGCAAACAUUUCUGUCCCUGGAUCUGCAGUCCCCUCGGUGGAGCUCAGCAGAGACGAUGGCAAAGGAUUAUGAACUGCGUCAGUACGAGACGGCAAAGUGGGUCAGCACAGUCAUUAGGGGAGAGACCCAGAAGGAGGCAAUGCGCCAGGGCUUCUGGAAGCUGUUCCACUACAUCCAAGGGAAGAAUGAGAAAGAAAUGAAAAUUGAUAUGACUGUGCCGGUGACAUGCCUGAUAAAAUCUGGCUGCACAGACUUCAAGAUCUCUUUCUUUGUGCCGUUUGAACAUCAGGACUCUCCACCACAGCCCACCGACUCAGAUGUGUUUAUUGAAGAACGGAAAGCAGCGGCCAUAUUUGUCCGGUCCUUCGGUGGAUUUGCCUCCCCAGAGAAAUAUGCUGAGGAAGCUGAAGCCUUAGGCAGAAUCUUAAGAAACAGAGGCCAACCAUUCCAUGAAGACUUCUUCUAUACUGCAGGCUAUGACAGUCCCUUCAAGCUCUUUAACAGGCACAAUGAAGUGUGGUAUUUUAAGAAGUAAUAUGGUUGGGGGAAUAUUAAGAGGCUACUAAUCAGCUCUGGUUGAAAACAGACAUUAUUAAUGGCUUUUGCUUUAGUGAAGAAAUUUAAUUUGCAGAUGGACACAGGAUCACAUCUAAUUUUCUCUAGGAUGAAACACUCUUCUGGCUGAAAAGAUUUUGGUUCUUUCUAAAAGAUCAUAGAUUAUACCAGCUGGAGUGGAAGUGAGAUAUGACAACCCUAUUCCCCUUAUUGAAAGGCUCCAGGGAACCUAAUAAUCCUAAAAUAUUCCUGCAGAGCACUUUUGGAUGCCUAGUUUUACUUCUCAUUAGAAGUGCUACAGCUCAGGUAUUAGAGUUCUUCAGAGAGCUGGCUUUUCCCAUAUUGUUAUCACUCCUGAAGCAGAAAGAUGGGGUAAUUCUCUGAAAAAAAUUUAAGAAACCUACCAUCAAUGAACUUUGGGAAACAGCUGUACCUUAGCAGGCCCUAGUGACUUAUAAGCAGUUAAACUUUUAAAAAUAGUAUUAUUAAACUCCCCCUACCUCUCUGCUCAACUGGGGUUUUUUUCCCUCAUGGAUGCUGUCUUGCUCCACACUAAUCCCAGUGACCAGAUUAGAUUAAGAGUCCAGUGGAAAAAGACUAACAGUGUCUAAGAUGUAUGCUUAUUCUGUGCACAUCAUCUGUGCCUGAACAUAUAAUGCCAGGCUUACUGGUGGCCUGUAAUUUUAGGAGCAAAUACACAAGUAGUAGUUUAGCUCUCACCUACAGAACACUAAUUACACUUCAAUUACUUAGCUUUGUCCAAAGCUGGUCAGGUCAACUGCAGUCUGCACACUAGCAAUAUUUGACACCCAUGUUCAAAGCCACUCAUCGGACUAGCAUUUGAACUGGUUUAGUCCCUACUCUAAAUCAAGCAUUUGAAGCUUUUAUAAAGCAGCCUAGAGCUGUCGUACAGCAAGCUGUUCAAGUCAGAAAACAGUUCACAACAACAGGUGGAGUUUACAAAUUUUUAUUGGUUCCAAGCAGUAUCAGGCAAACAGUACCGGUGUGGUAAGAAAACCCUUAGCUUCUUUAAUGCUGUUCAUGGAAGCAUACCCCAUUAUCGUGCAAUCUUCCACCUGUUAAGACAGACACAGAGUCAUCAUAAGGCACCAAAGAAGCACAAGGAACUUGCUAGGAACAACUCAGACCUUAGAUUUUCAUCUCUGUUCAGAGAGAGAGUUCAAGGCUAAGGUUAUCAUCAUUUGUUCCAGCAAAUAAAUUUCAGUAUUACUACAGUUAGAUUCACCUUCUUGGUUCUUCAUACAGUUGUUUCAAAGUUGCCUCCUCACCUAAAGGAAGAAAACACUAUCAACACAUACAGUAGCACAACUUGUAAAAAAGCUCCACAGCAGAUUUGUAACCUCAGAGAAAAGUGGAACGGAAAUUGUAAUAUCACAGUAAAUCAUUUGGCAGAAUCAAAUUUCAUCAGUGGCUACAAAUACCCCCAGGAGUUUUUAAACAGAAUUCAUUGGCUGUGUGGUCUUACCCAAUGAGGUUGCAGACAGCACAGUCCCUUCCUGAGAAAGAGAGAAGUUGUUUCAGAAUAACAACAUCACUAUAUGCAAGUCUAAUUAUCUAUGAAAUUCUGUUCACCAAGCUAAUUUUACCUACAAGAAGGCUGCAUUUCAGCCAGCAACUGACAAGAACUUUGACUGCAACACCCAAAUACAAUAUACAAAGCUUACACAUCCUAACUGUAUUUCCAGUUCAGAAUUACUAACAUUGGAAUAACUGGGGAAAAGUACAAAGCUAACACUUGCUUCGUGAUACAGUCCCUCCCCAACAGAAAGUUUAUUCACCGAAUUUUGAUACCUAAAAUACAAGCCCCAUAGAAAUCCUCUUGAAAACCUUUCCGUAAAAGUGAGAACAAGUCUCUUGGAGGAAACAAGUUUGUACAGCAAUCACCUAGAACUCGAUCCUAAAUUUGUGUAUAGCCAACAUAACCAAGAUAGCAAAAAAUACUGAGCAGUGACAACCACAGCAUACAGGGUUGGCAUUUUGCCUUUUUAAUUCUAGAGUGCAGAGUUAGAGUCAGUUCACAGCUCAGCCAGAUACAUCAGGUAUGCAUUAUGACCAGAGUUGUGUUUGCUGCUGUGCAUUCUGCUGUACUACGUUAUCAACACUGUAUUGGCUAAGUGGUCUCCACUGAUUCAGCUUCUUUACUAUUUCCACUGUGUGAAGACAUCCAGCAAUAAAACCCCAGCUUUUAGAGUCAUUGAGGCCAAAUCUUUUGUUCAUACAAACAGAACCCUACAUAAAGUUUACCACUGACUACAGUUCAGGAACUGACAGCAUAUCUGUUCAGAAAGAACUCU
This is a messenger RNA of Phalacrocorax carbo (great cormorant), 3050 nucleotides long. Lineage: Eukaryota; Metazoa; Chordata; Aves; Suliformes; Phalacrocoracidae. The record is from RefSeq and is a predicted model, not a curated record.